AUGAAUUGCACUUUUCAUAUUGAAAGUUAAUUAUCGAUGAUAUGUAUUGCUCCUCACUAGUGUAAAUGCUAAAGGAAAUUGUGUGUUGAAUGCAUUUAUGAACAUGGAGUGGAUAUCUUAUCAAACACUGUUCCAACCAAAUUAUUUCAAUAAAUGGCAACCAAGAAAUUAAAAUAGUCUUAACUUGAUGAGAAAACUGAUUUAAAAACACAAAGAAUGAAUUUUUAAUCAAUGUUCACUUCAACUCAAAAAAUGAUAAAAUAAAUUUGUGAAUAGUUUGCAGAUUCAAUAAAGUAGAUUUAUGAUCUGAUAGAAAAUGAAGAUAAAUCAUAUUAUGAAUACAUUUACAAAAAUGUGAAUCCAACAGAAUUGUCACAUACGGAUUUAGAAAAAUUAGUUUAAAUUGUGAAUGAAAAAAUCUUAGAAGAUUGGAAUAUUUAGAAACAUUCAUAUUUGAGGAGGUUGGAAAUGACAAAGAAUUUUUGGUAAAUAGAAACUAAGGGUUUUUGUGAAAAGAUAAAUUCAGAAAUGAAAGAGAUUAUCUAGUUUAUUAAAUUGGUAAAUAAUUCUUAAGUAAACUUUCCUUUAGCUACAGAUAUAGCGCCAGUUUAUAACAGAAAGAAAGAUUUGUAUGAGGUAUUAACUUAGAUAAAAAAUAUUGAUGAAACAUAUCUUUAUUAGAUAUUUGAAUGGGUUUAGAAAAUCAAAAUAACAGAUUGCCAAGAACUUUUUUCAAAUAAGAGCAAAAAAGAAUAAGCCAUGUUGAGAUAUAUUAAGGAUAUUAUUGAAAAUAUUAGUGAAAUUGAUUUUAAUCAGAAGAGUUAUUCAACAGAAGAAUAUGAAUAAAUAAAAAUGAACUUAAUUGCGAAAAUAUCUUAGGAUAAGCACAUCAUUGAAUUUAUGAAAGUCCUAGUUCAUCUUACAGCCAUUGAUGAAAGAUUUAUCUAAUGCGGAUCUAAUUCACUCAACAUAUUAGUAUAAAUGAAGGUUGAUAUGAGAGAACAAAGCUUCGAGAAUGUAAGGAUUAGAGAUACCUCUUUAAUUGGGGCAAAUUUUAUAAGAUGCAAUUUCAAUGGGUCCAUUUUUGAUAAUGUUGAUAUCAGUGGAAUGAACUUGAAUGGAGCUGUAUUGUUCAAUUGUAUAUGGAAAAACAUAAAAUUAGAUAAGUUAAAUUAAUUAGAUGGUCAUACUAACUCUGUUUUAUCAGUCUGCUUCUCUCCUGAUGGUGCAACUUUAGCCUCUGGUAGUUAAGACUAUUCUAUCUGUUUAUGGGAUCUUAAGACAGGAAAAUCAAAAGCAAAAUUAGUUGGUCAUAAUCAUGGAAUUUUAUCCGUUAGUUUCUCACCUAAUGGGACUACAUUAGCAUCUGGUAGUUAAGAUAAGUCUAUUCGUUUGUGGAAUGUUAAGACAGGACAACAAAAAUCCAAAUUAAAUGGUCAUUAAAAUUCAGUUUUAUCAGUCUGUAUCUCUCCUGAUGGUACUACAUUAGCAUCUGGGAGUGCAGACAACUCUAUCCGUUUAUGGGAUAUUAAGACAGAAUAAUAAAAAGCCAAAUUAGACGGUCAUACUAGAGAAAUACGAUCGGUCUGUUUCUCUCCUGAUGGUACUACAUUAGCAUCAGGUAGUAUAGAUAAUUCUAUUCGUAUUUGGAACGUCAAGACAGGAUAAUCAAAUGUAAAAUUAGAUGGUCAUACUGGAGAAGUUCUAUCUGUCUCUUUCUCUCCUGAUGGUACUACAUUAGCAUCUGGUAGUUAUGAUAAGUCUAUCCGUUUAUGGGAUUUUAACACAGGAAAAUAAAAAGCAAGAUUAAAUGGUCAUUAAUAUUCGGUUCAAUCAGUCUGUUUCUCUCCUGAUGGCACUACAUUAGCAUCUGGUAGCGUAGAUAAUUCUAUUCGUAUNUGGUAAAUAGAAACUAAGGGUUUUUGUGAAAAGAUAAAUUCAGAAAUGAAAGAGAUUAUCUAGUUUAUUAAAUUGGUAAAUAAUUCUUAAGUAAACUUUCCUUUAGCUACAGAUAUAGCGCCAGUUUAUAACAGAAAGAAAGAUUUGUAUGAGGUAUUAACUUAGAUAAAAAAUAUUGAUGAAACAUAUCUUUAUUAGAUAUUUGAAUGGGUUUAGAAAAUCAAAAUAACAGAUUGCCAAGAACUUUUUUCAAAUAAGAGCAAAAAAGAAUAAGCCAUGUUGAGAUAUAUUAAGGAUAUUAUUGAAAAUAUUAGUGAAAUUGAUUUUAAUCAGAAGAGUUAUUCAACAGAAGAAUAUGAAUAAAUAAAAAUGAACUUAAUUGCGAAAAUAUCUUAGGAUAAGCACAUCAUUGAAUUUAUGAAAGUCCUAGUUCAUCUUACAGCCAUUGAUGAAAGAUUUAUCUAAUGCGGAUCUAAUUCACUCAACAUAUUAGUAUAAAUGAAGGUUGAUAUGAGAGAACAAAGCUUCGAGAAUGUAAGGAUUAGAGAUACCUCUUUAAUUGGGGCAAAUUUUAUAAGAUGCAAUUUCAAUGGGUCCAUUUUUGAUAAUGUUGAUAUCAGUGGAAUGAACUUGAAUGGAGCUGUAUUGUUCAAUUGUAUAUGGAAAAACAUAAAAUUAGAUAAGUUAAAUUAAUUAGAUGGUCAUACUAACUCUGUUUUAUCAGUCUGCUUCUCUCCUGAUGGUGCAACUUUAGCCUCUGGUAGUUAAGACUAUUCUAUCUGUUUAUGGGAUCUUAAGACAGGAAAAUCAAAAGCAAAAUUAGUUGGUCAUAAUCAUGGAAUUUUAUCCGUUAGUUUCUCACCUAAUGGGACUACAUUAGCAUCUGGUAGUUAAGAUAAGUCUAUUCGUUUGUGGAAUGUUAAGACAGGACAACAAAAAUCCAAAUUAAAUGGUCAUUAAAAUUCAGUUUUAUCAGUCUGUAUCUCUCCUGAUGGUACUACAUUAGCAUCUGGGAGUGCAGACAACUCUAUCCGUUUAUGGGAUAUUAAGACAGAAUAAUAAAAAGCCAAAUUAGACGGUCAUACUAGAGAAAUACGAUCGGUCUGUUUCUCUCCUGAUGGUACUACAUUAGCAUCAGGUAGUAUAGAUAAUUCUAUUCGUAUUUGGAACGUCAAGACAGGAUAAUCAAAUGUAAAAUUAGAUGGUCAUACUGGAGAAGUUCUAUCUGUCUCUUUCUCUCCUGAUGGUACUACAUUAGCAUCUGGUAGUUAUGAUAAGUCUAUCCGUUUAUGGGAUUUUAACACAGGAAAAUAAAAAGCAAGAUUAAAUGGUCAUUAAUAUUCGGUUCAAUCAGUCUGUUUCUCUCCUGAUGGCACUACAUUAGCAUCUGGUAGCGUAGAUAAUUCUAUUCGUAUUUGGGAUUCUAAGACAGGAUAAUAAAAAGUCAAAUUAGAUGGCCACUAAUAGAAUGUUCAAUCAGUCUGUUUCUCCCCUGAUGGUGCUAUAUUGGCUUCAGGUAGCUAAGACUAUUCCAUCUGUUUAUGGGAUGUUAAGACAGGAUAUUAAAAUGCCAAAUUAGAUGGUCAUACUAGAGAAGUCAUAUCAGUCUGUUUCUCUCCUGAUGGUACUACAUUAGCGUCUGGUAGUUAUGAUAAAUCUAUCUGUUUAUGGGAUGCUAAGACAGGAAAAUAAAAAGCAAUAUUAAAUGGUCAUUAAUAUUCGGUUCAAUCAGUCUGUUACUCUCCUGAUGGUACUACAUUAGCAUCAGGUAGCGUAGAUAAUUCUAUUCGUAUUUGGGAUACUAAGACAGGAUAAUAAAUAUCUAAAUUAGAUGCUCAUGAAAAUUAAGUUUUAUCAGUAUGUUUCUCUCCUGAUGGUACUACAUUAGCAUCAGGUAGCGCGGAUAAUUCUAUUCGUAUUUGGGAUGCUAAGACAGGAGAAUAAAUAACCAAAUUAGAAGGACAUACUCAUAAUGUUUGGUCAGUCUGUUUUUCUCCUGAGGGAACUACAUUAGCAUCAGGAAGCUAUGAUAACUCUAUACGCUUAUGGGAUGUUAAGACUCUAGAAGAAAUAGCAAAAUUAGAUGGUCAUACUAGUUGCGUCAAUUUCGUCUGUUUCUCUCCUAAUAGUAAUACAUUAGCAUCUGGUAGCGAUGAUAAUUCAAUCCGUUAAUGGGAUGUUAAGACAGGAUAAUAAACAGUCAAAUUAAAUGGUCAUACAAAUUGUGUUAAUACAGGUUGUUUCUCUUUUGAUGGUAGUAUAAUAGCAUCUGGUAGUUAUGAUAAGUCAAUCCGUUUAUGGGAUGUGAAGACAGGAUAAUAAUAAGCUAAAUUAAAUGGUCAUACUAGAGAAGUCAUAUCAGUCUGUUUCUCUCCUGAUGGGACUACAUUAGCAUCUGGUAGCUAUGAUAACUCUAUCCGCUUAUGGGAUGUUAAGUCAACCCUAUUAAAAGCCACAUUUGACGAUCAUUUUAAAGAAUUCAUGUAUUUUAGUUUUACUCCUGAUUUUACUACAUAAGUAUCUGGUAAUGAUGAUUAACCAAUCCGUUUAUGGGAUGUAAUAUCUGGACAACAAAUCUUGCAUUCAGAUAAUCGUUACAAAGAUAUUAUGGCAUAGCCUUAACCACUAAUAUUUACUAGCAAUAUUCUUCCAUAAAAUGGUAUAUAUAUAACUAUUGUUUAGUUACCUCUAAUAUUACUAUCCUUCUUAUAUCACAAUAGCUAAUAUUUCAAUCAUAGAGUGCUCUCAUCUUGUAAGGAGAAUUUAUUAAUCAAUCAGGCAUCGACUUGAAGACAUUAUUUUAAUAAAGAGGAAGUUGCAUUUUAGAAAAAUAAAAUGGAUUUAACUCCAAUUAAAAUUGA
This is a messenger RNA of Paramecium octaurelia, 4760 nucleotides long. NCBI's taxonomy places the organism in Eukaryota, Ciliophora, Oligohymenophorea, Peniculida, Parameciidae. The record is from the annotation of a GenBank genome assembly.